ACGGAGCUGGACCCUUGUGACUCCCAGCGUGUGGCUGAUACAGUUACCUGCAGGACAGUGAACUACUGAGGCUGCAUUUGUUACUUGAACAUUAAGAGACUAGCAGUUCGGUCGUUCACUGUGCUGGCUGGAUUUGCUUGUGUUUGUUCUUAGGCACUGCUCAUGUAAUGCACUCCCUUAACCAGGAAAUUAAGGCAUUCUCCCGGAAUAAUCUCAGGAAGCAAUGCACCAGGGUGACAACGCUAACUGGAAAGAAAAUUAUAGAAACAUGGAAAGAUGCCAGAAUUCAUGUUGUGGAAGAAGUAGAGCCGAGCAGUGGGGAAGGUUGUGGUUAUGUGCAGGACCUUAGCCUGGACCUGCAAGUUGGUGUUAUUAAGCCAUGGUUGCUCCUGGGGUCACAAGAUGCUGCUCAUGAUCUGGAUACACUGAAAAAGCACAAGGUGACUCAUAUUCUCAAUGUUGCAUAUGGAGUUGAAAAUGCUUUCCUCAGUGACUUUGUAUAUAAGAGUAUUUCUAUUUUGGAUCUACCUGAGACCAAUAUCCUGUCUUAUUUUCCAGAAUGUUUUGAAUUUAUUGAACAAGCAAAAAUGAAGGAUGGAGUGGUUCUUGUUCACUGUAAUGCAGGAGUUUCCAGGGCUGCUGCAAUUAUAAUAGGCUUCCUAAUGAAUUCUGAAGAAAUCUCAUUUACCAGUGCUUUUUCUUUGGUGAAAAAUGCAAGACCUUCCAUAUGUCCAAAUGCUGGUUUUGUGGAGCAGCUUCGUACAUAUCAAGAGGGCAAAGAAAGCAAUAAGUGUGACAAAAUACAGGAAUUAGAAGAAACAACAGUUCCUGAGUUACAUUCUAGCUGAUGAUGGACAACUGUAAUUUCUGAGUUGGUCUCUAGAGCCACCUUUCCCCUUUUUGAGAGUAAACUAGUAGAAACUUCCUUCUCUCAUGCUUUUUUCAAGUGGAAAUAGAGGUCAAUUGAUUGUCCUAAGUUAAGGUAAAAAUAAAUUUUUUAAAUUAUAUCAUGUUUUCUUUAGUAUUAUAAUAUGUGAUUAAAUGCUUCUUUGAUUUGCUAAGGGAAAAUAACAAUGUAUUACCAAUAAUUGAUUUCUGUAGAAAGAAAAGGUUUAAAUUUAAAAUCUGUAUUAAAGCAUGAAAGAUUAAAUUAGUUGAUUAAAACUUUUGGUAGUUUUCUAUUCCAGCAACUGUUUCCAUGAAGGAAAAAACUUGAAGUGCUACUUGACUUACUAUUUCAGAGGGAGGUAAAUUUCUUUGUGAAGAAUUUAAGAUUAAAAAACAAUACCUUAAACCUCCCAAAAGAGGCAACCAAAAUCUGAAGGUUUACACAAUAUUUAUGUAGCAGUUACAAUAUUCACAAGAUUUUUAUGUCCUUUUAUGAAAAUGUACCCACUUUUCAUUUUGAUUCUUUAAUUUAACUGUAUACCCGGUGUUUAUUUUUAAAGUUUUUUGUAUAGCUAUUCUCUCUUACUUUAUUGUGAGCUUAUGGUUCUUUUAUUAGGUGAUUAGUCUCUUACAUUGUAUGCUUUUUAUUCUGGGUCCCUAGCAUUCUGUUUUUGCGUCUGACGUCAUAAUUAUCUGAUCUCCUUGGAUCUGUGGGAAAGUGUUUUAUACUAAAAAAUCAUUUUUAAAAUGUGGUUUGAUUAAUGAUCUGUUUUCUAGUUCAGUAUUCUACUAGGGAACAUAUUUUUAAGGAAAGAACAGUUAUGGUUUUGUAAGAAAUUUUACAUACAUUUUUAAAAAGCCCAAAAUCAUUAACAAUUUUAUUUCUGGCCAGAGGCUUUGAUUAGUUUUUUUUUUAUUAAGUCUCCAUAUUAGCAAGGCUGAACUCUGUACGUUAUGAAUUUGCUUAAAGAUAUUCUUUUAAUUAUUCAAAAUGUACUUAAAAUUAAUUAUAAUAAUUAAGAUAGAAUUUAUUUAAUAGCUUUCAAGUAGACUUUCAAGACUUAGAAAAUAUCAUUGCCCUCUAGAUUUUAUUAAGAAAGUCCUGAGCUCUUCUUAAUUACACAUUAUAGAGAGCAAGCAUUUUCCUAUACAUAAUUUGGAAAGUGCACACUGAGCACAUCUGUGCAUUUGAGAAAGCAGGCUUUCUUAUGCUGCCAGGAGCAAAAAGUAGAGAUGAUAAAUGCAAAUUAUGUUUCAAGAUUGCUUAUAGCCUGACAAGAUGCCAUCAUAUGCAAAGCUAUGAACUUUGCUUCUAUUAAGAGGCAGCAUAAAUGUAAUCAACCUUCUGUGAGCUGUUUGAAGCCUAACAAGGCAGACAGAAUCCUCUUAAAUAUGAGACUGGUGUAUAAUACUGUCUUUAUGGUCAAUAUUGCUGAGGGUUUGCUGGGUGAACCUUUUCCAUUCACAUGAAAGCAUUUAUUUAAAUACAUUUUCCUUUGUUAUUGCUGUUUAGUUUUCAGCCAUUAAAUGUUGUGAAUAUGAAGCCUUAAAUUGAACUUAUUCCUUAUGGAUAGUUUAUUAUUUUUGUCUGUAGUUUGCAUAGUUUUUUCCUGUAGUGAUCUGGUUACAGUACAAACAUAUAUCUUCUGUAUCAUCUACAGAAGUGCUUUGAGCAUCAAUUUUGUUUUCUCUUAACUGAUAAUAGUUUGCUGUAUGUAAAAUAAAUCAGUAAAGGUAAUUGUCUUUUAAAUUAGGGGUACUAUGUAAGGCAAUGAUGGGUCAUACAUGGAGCAUGUUUAUUGGGCUUCUCAAGGAUAUGUCGCUGUGUCAUACCUAGUUAUUUAUAAAAAGGAAUUUUAUCAUUAUGAUUCUCUGUCUCACAUAUUAUAAACAGAUCUCAAAUAUUCAUCUGUUUCAAGGGAGUGGAAAAAGUAUUUCAAGGAUUUUUGGCCUCUAUAUUAAAAUAGAUUUUCCUAUUUUAGAAAGUCCCCUUCAAAGGUAAUUUCUCCAAAGAUUCUGGAAUGUAACAAGUAUAAAUCAGAGUAUUGUCUUAAAACCUUACCCAGUGAAUUAACUCAAUGAAUUAACACCUUUAUAAGCAAGACCACAAUACAUUAAAAAAAAGCAAACAGAAAUGUAACACAGUUAAUUAAUUGAUUUUGUGAGUUUAGCUAGUUGCUUUUUCUGCCCAAAUCAUCCUGAACAUAUUUAGUCACCCUGUAGUUAUUUAAGAAUUUAAAGCAGAAGAUUUUAAAGUUUUAUAUUCUUGUGAUACUUACAGUGACAUUUUUUGAUUAACACAUUUAUGGUUCGUUGCCUUUGAUAUACUUUAAAAAAAGCUUAUAGUUAAGCUUUUCUACUUCAAGUGAAACUUUGACUUACUGUUUUGUAUCCAUAUUUAUAACGUGCCCCUUAUUGUUUCUAGGUAUUGAUAUACUUUAAUAAAAAUAAUAAAUUUACUAUUUCUUCAAUUAAUAUCUUUAAUUCUUUGAGGUUAUUUGUUUUAAAAGACAACAAUUAUUUGCUGUCAAAUCCUGGAUUAAACAAAUCUGUUGGCAAAACACAAAAUUAUACAUUUUGGAAUUUAAAUUAGUUUAAGGUCUGUGGAAAUUUGAUCCUCCAGCCACCUCAAGAAGUGAAAAGCUAAAGUCAGAUCUUGUAAUUGGAAUUACUGUGGAUAAAUUGGCAGUGAAAAUUCAAUAGAAUAUUCUAGUAGUUUAAGUCAAGAGAUACUGAAUUACUCUCAGACUAAACUGAGAUUUACUAUCUUAGUAAAGCCUUCCCUGACCACCUUAUUUCAAAUUGCUCCCAUCCCUAACACUUAUAUCUACCUUUCCUGUUUUAUUUACUGCAUAUCCCUAAUUAUCCCCCAAAUUUUAUAUAUAUAUAUAUAUAUAUAUAUAUAUAAUUAUUAUUUUUUUUUUGCAGUACACGGCCUCUCACUGUUGUGGCCUCUCCCGUUGCGGAGCACAGGCUCCGGACGCGCAGGCUCAGCGCGUCAGUUUUGUCAACAGUUUUGUUUUGCCUGGCAUCCUAGAGGGUGGAUUUCCAGCAAGUUCUUCCAUAUCUCUGCCAUUCAGUGAGCCAUAGCUUCACUCUGCAACAAGAUCCAUAUUUCAACCCUGGGAGUCUUCUUCCUUGAACACUCAUCCCCAGGGGUGGUGGCUGCUCUUUAUAUCUGCUAUUCCUAUGUUGUUUACUUCUUCCUUUCUUACCAAUCCCUCAUUACUCCAAUCUAUUAUGGUUAAUAAACUUUUAUAUCAAGCUUUUCUGGCCCAAGUUAUUGUGUAGUUUAUCUAUCCUGAUGGACCCAGACUGUCUAGCCUAUAAUUUACAGUCACAUUUUUUAAUAAUUGUCCUUGUGGAGUGUUUCUGAUAGCAGGUCAAGCUAUGUUACAACCA
Messenger RNA from Globicephala melas (long-finned pilot whale), 4290 nucleotides. RefSeq names its product dual specificity phosphatase 19 (gene DUSP19). Gene Ontology annotation, cellular component: cytoplasm. Lineage: Eukaryota; Metazoa; Chordata; Mammalia; Artiodactyla; Delphinidae. Gene Ontology annotation, molecular function: JUN kinase phosphatase activity. Gene Ontology annotation, biological process: protein dephosphorylation; regulation of MAP kinase activity. The record is from RefSeq and is a predicted model, not a curated record.